AUGUCCAUGGUCGUCGUCACCAAGAAGAACAAGGUCAUCAUCGACACCGACCCACGGAUCGAUGAUGCCAUGGCCAUCUUCGUGGCGCUGAGGUCGCCGGAGCUGGAGGUGGUUGGCCUCACCACCAUCUUCGGCAACGUCUACACUGCCCUUGCCACCCGUGACGUGCUGCACCUCCUGGAGACCGCUGGGAGGACCGACAUCCCCGUCGCGGAGGGUUCCCAUGUAACAAUCAAGAAAGCCACCAAGCUACGGAUUGCCAGCUUCGUCCAUGGUUUGGAUGGCCUCAACAACCAGAACUUCCAUCCGCCGGCCGGCAAGGCGGUGGAGCAGUCUGCCGCCGCCUUCCUUGUCGAGCAGGCGAACCUCUACCCCGGACAAGUAACCGUCGUCGCCCUCGGCCCCCUCACCAACCUCGCGCCGGCCGUCGAGCUUGACCCUUCUUUCCCCAAGAAGAUUGGGCAGAUCAUUAUCCUGGGUGGUGCUUAUUCAGUUAAUGGAAAUGUCAACCCUGCAGCUGAGGAAAAUAUAUUUGGCGAUCCUGAUGCGGCUGAUGUAGUUUUUACAUGCGGCGCUGAUAUUUUGGCCAUCGGAAUUAACAUUACGCAUCAAGUAAUCCUUUCUGGUAACUCUCUUGCUGUCCAGAGCUGUUAUUAUACCUUGAUCCCUUUACAAGAAUUCCCAAGUGAUAUUACCAUCCAAUUUGGGGAGAGCAGCUUCAACCUGCACAGGUUGAGGAGGAGAGAGCUUGUAGCUGGUUAUGGGUGGGAGCUCAUGUUCUCCCAUGGAGAGCCUGUUCGCACAAUCGAGGAGUCCAAAAAGAAGGGAGGAGGCACUCGUGCGGGCUGA
Messenger RNA from Hordeum vulgare subsp. vulgare (domesticated barley), 849 nucleotides. RefSeq names its product probable uridine nucleosidase 2. Gene Ontology annotation, molecular function: purine nucleosidase activity. The coding region runs from base 1 to 849 and encodes 282 amino acids. The transcript has 7 exons. NCBI's taxonomy places the organism in Eukaryota, Viridiplantae, Streptophyta, Magnoliopsida, Poales, Poaceae. Gene Ontology annotation, biological process: purine nucleoside catabolic process. The record is from RefSeq and is a predicted model, not a curated record. Gene Ontology annotation, cellular component: cytosol.